Rhipicephalus sanguineus (brown dog tick) is the source of this 2961-nucleotide messenger RNA. RefSeq names its product caspase-2. Gene Ontology annotation, biological process: proteolysis. The coding region runs from base 41 to 1351 and encodes 436 amino acids. The record is from RefSeq and is a predicted model, not a curated record. Gene Ontology annotation, molecular function: cysteine-type endopeptidase activity. NCBI's taxonomy places the organism in Eukaryota, Metazoa, Arthropoda, Arachnida, Ixodida, Ixodidae. The transcript has 6 exons.
AAAAGGUGCGUCGAGCAGUGAUCAUCGCAGUCCGCGCCCGAUGGAUUCCGAGGAGGGCAGCGAUUUUUUUGAGUUCGAAACAUAUGCAGUGGGCUGCAUUGAUUUCGGUGCUUCGCGGCCCGCUGUGGCUGCUGAUACUUUAAGGUCGUUCACUGUGUUCGCCGACAUUGAGAAGGACAAAGACUGUGAUAAGCGCAUCUACCUGCUGCAUCGGUUUCCCAAGGAGGACCCUCCAGGGUCACAUUCUGAUGCCACUGACCACCCGGAGAACGUUAGGCUUGUUGAGAAGCGCGUGCGAGAUGCAACCUGGCUACUGAGCGAGCGACCUCUGCCAGAACAACUCGUCUUCCUUGAUGAGGAUAACUCCAGUGGUCCUUCCCAUGUGGUCGUUGUUCAGACUGCUCAAGAUGGCCCUGAAACCAGCGACUACGAACUGCAAGUGGUUCCAGCUGAAAGGUUGAUCUAUGGACCUGGUGAAUACCCCAUGGUUUCCUCGCCGAGAGGAAUGUGCAUCAUCAUCAACAACUGUAACUUUGAAUGUUACGAUGAGCCGCGCUAUGGAUCGGAGCUUGACGUGAGUCGCAUGGAGGCCCUCUUCAAGGCAUUCCUGUUCAAGUGCAUUGUACACAUCGACAAAAAAGCGGACGUGAGUAGCAAUUGCCUUGCUUCAUUCAUCGAAACUAUGUUUGUGUGUGGAAAGGCAGAGUUCCACAUAGAAAUGAAGAAACUCCUGUCGGAGGCAGCUCAGAGCAAAGAACAGGAGGGGGCCGAUUGCCUGGUGGUAAUCCUGAUGUCACACGGAAACCAGGACACGAUCCAGGGUGUAGACGGUGAGGAGCUGCACCUGAUCAACAGUGUUUACGCGCAGUUCAACGAUGAGAAAUGUCCAGCCCUGAAAGGAAAGCCCAAGCUGUUUUUCAUCCAGGCCUGCCGGGGAGACGACUGGGACAAUGGAACCUACGUCAAAGUGGGUGCUUCAUCAGAUGCCGCGCCACUAGCGGCUGAUGCACCUCUGUCAUCAUCCCUGCUUAGACAGAAAUCUAUAAUGACCUGGUCGGACAUGUACAUCGCCUACGCGGCGGUCCUCCGUUAUAGGUCGUACAGGAACUUAGAGGAAGGUUCGUGGUUCCUCUCGGCUGUGUACAAAGUGUUCAGUAAACAUGCUGGCACCAUGCACUUGGGCAAGCUGAUGGAACGAGUGCAUGAUGAAGUCCUGGAAAAGAGCACCGACGAUGGCGAGAGGCAGACACCCGUCGUGGAGACUCUGGGCUGGAAGAAGGAGUUGUACUUCAACCCGAAAAAAUUCCUUGACAGCGCGCCAGAGGAAACCGUGUCAAACUCUGCCUUGUAGAUUUCAGCGAGUGUGUCUACUUUAUUAUUAACGUGCCAGACCUUUGACAAUCACCCUCUUUAUGUGAACGCGAAGUGUGCCUACGAGUAUGUCCUUAUAGUAUCUCCUCAAUGCCGCCUUAAAGUGGUAUUGGCAUCAUUUAUCGAAAAUGAGUUUACACUGCCAUACAAAUAUCUUGUAGCUUGCUUCCGUAUGCAGAGAAAGGUAAACAUGGCGAGACUGCGUUGACCUAGCAGCGCACUCGCACUGGUGGAAAGGUGGGAAGUGGAAGAGCGUCGCGGCGGUGGUGGUAGCCUUGGUGUCUUGCAGUGGCGCUACUGCAGUAUGACGCAAAGUACUGAAAUUAAACCAGAAUAUACCAAAUGGCAAAGCGUGUUCAUGUAGAAAAAAAAGCUAAAAAUGGAGAGGCAUCAACUGCAGAAGUGCAAAUGAAGAGCAGUGAAAGUGGGGAACCUGCCGACGCGGAAAAUGCAUCAAAAGACAGAGUCCGAGGGACAGCAUUACAGUAUGCGGUCAAUCACACUGGAGAGGCCAAUACAAAUUUUCUGGUAUUCCGUCGCCAUAUGAAUUUGUCCGCUCACUUCAUGACACAGUUCUUUCCCACUUGCUAUGAAAGGGAGGAAUUCAUUACCACUCUAUUUUUUUAGCUGGACGCCCUUGCAGGUGCGCUGAAACACCAAUUUUAUUGAUAUGUACUAUUAUUGCUGUUGAACUGGCACGUAGUUUGCUACUCUCUGUUUACUGGUAUCAUUUUUACGUGAUGUAACCACUCUUGCUUGGAAUACGCCACGACCUGAAGUAUUUUGCAAUAAAUAAAUGGAAUAAAUUUAUAUAUAAUAUCGAAGAUCGUGCAUUCGUGUGUUUCCAACUACUCCCUUCCUUCUUUAUGUUACCAGCCACAUCUGCGCUUUUCAAAUGCAAACGUCUAUUAAUAAUUUUGGUUUGCACAUGACGCCCCAGACAUUCAAGUAAUAGGAGAUGCGCCCAGUGUUCCUGGAGCACCACUGGACGGGUCAACUGUUUUGUGUUGGACACAUGCACUGCAGUGACGCAAUCUUUCUCCGCCUCCAUAAAAAUAGGCCACAACUGAGCGCAGUCGUCGCUGGAGCUUUUGGGACCAGAAAGAGUGGUCCUUCUAUUUAUGCAUCCACCUGCGAUUGGUCAGUGGCCUUACUGCGCCGCGACAAAUCGACGAAAAGACAGUAUCGGAGUUUUGCGUGCUUAAAAAAAUCAUCCAACUAGCAUGUUCAAAAUGUGUUCCACUUUAGAAAUUGUACUGAAUGGAAUUCCCUGCCUGCAUCGUUAACAAGCAUAACUGACUCCGACAAAUUUAAGAAUUUCCUGAAAGCUAUGAUUACCUAAUUAUACGCUGUAUGUUUUGUUCAACAAUUGAUUUAUUUUGCUUAUUGCCUUCACCAUCUAAUAAAAAUAAAUUUAUUGUUCAUCACUUGAUUUUCAUGAUGUAAGUUGCAGUAUCUGUACCACAAUCAGUGGCUAUAUUUGUAUGACAUUUGCUUCGUGCUCCUUGUUUUUUAUUGUUGUGAAUUGCCCUUCUCCUCUGAAAUUUACUGUAUACCCUGACGGUAAAAUCAAUUAAAAAACUCAAAUCC